AUGUUCGACAAUUACAGCAUCGAUUUUUUUAUACGAAUACUACUAAAUUCGUUACUAAAUCCCACGUUCGCACUAUUAUUCUUGUUUGCUAUUUGUUUGCAAGGUUUGGGGUGGUUCACUAGAGCAUUAAGGAAUGAUGGCUUGCUGAAAAGUUUUGGUAGAAAGGAAUUGACGUCAUGGGAUAAUGAAAUUGUUUUGGUGACUGGUGGCUCUCGAGGAAUUGGUGGACUGUUAGCUGAAACAUUGGCAUUACGACAU
Messenger RNA from Ambispora leptoticha, 258 nucleotides. Lineage: Eukaryota; Fungi; Glomeromycota; Glomeromycetes; Archaeosporales; Ambisporaceae. The record is from the annotation of a GenBank genome assembly.